Molecule: messenger RNA, 2383 nt
Organism: Cimex lectularius (bed bug)
Lineage: Eukaryota; Metazoa; Arthropoda; Insecta; Hemiptera; Cimicidae
Gene: CPT2
Product: carnitine O-palmitoyltransferase 2, mitochondrial
Exons: 13
Coding region: 294-2249 (651 amino acids)
Biological process (GO): fatty acid beta-oxidation
Cellular component (GO): mitochondrion
Molecular function (GO): carnitine O-palmitoyltransferase activity
Source: RefSeq, a predicted model, not a curated record
AAGAGAAGCGGGAAAACGUUUGACACUUUGGCCCUGCUGACAUGUUAAGUGGUUGGAAGUAUUCAUAUGAUAAGCCCUGUUUUCUACUGAAUAUGACAAUGAUAUUUUGUUUUGACUGAUUAUCCUAAUCUUUUGACAUUUCUCUUCAAGCCCUUUUUUAUUUUCAGUCUAAACAUUUAGGGACUUAAAGGAAUUAUUUAUCAACUGCUAGAUUGACUGUACGAAACGUAUUAUUCUUGAAAUUCGGCGUAAUUAAUUUGUUAUCAAGUUUCUGUUCUGAAAUUGUAAGUAAAAUGAAACUCCUACACCUGAAGAACAAUUUGACAAGAGCACAUCCCACUGCUUCAGAAUGUUUGAGAUUCUUCAGUACCAGGCCAGACGAUUAUCAGUAUAUUCAAAGGAGCAAAGUGCCUACUCUUCACUUUCAGAAGUCUCUUCCUCGACUCCCCAUCCCCGAAUUAUCGAAUUCCUGUGCGAGAUACUUAAAGGCUCAGCGACCUUUAUUGUUGGACAAGGAAUAUUCUAGAGUUGAAAAAACGGUUAAAGAAUUUGAAAAGUAUGACGGACCGUCCUUGCAAGCUGAACUUGUUGAAACAGAUAAAAAUAAUCGGCACACCAGUUACAUUUCUGCACCUUGGUUUGAAAUGUAUCUAAAAGACAGAAAACCUUUGCCAAUUAACUAUAAUCCUUUUUUGGUAUUUAUUGAUGGUCCAAAACCUGAGUACAAUACACAACUUCUUCGUGGAACAAAUUUGUUGAUUUCAUCUCUCAGGUUCAUGAAAUCUCUUAGAAGUAACCUCUUAGAACCUGAAGUGUAUCACAUGAACCCUAAGAAAUCAGAUACAAGUUUCUUUCGAACCGUAACAGGCAUGUUGCCAUCUUCUGUUAGUUGGUAUGGUGCUUAUUUAUUUAAGGCCUUUCCGUUGGAUAUGGUUCAGUAUGAAAAUUUAUUCAAUACUUCAAGAAUUCCAGAAGCAGGAAUGGAUAGAUUGUACCAUGACGCAGAUACAAAAUAUAUAAUUGUGAUGAAAGGGGGCCAUUUCUUUAAGAUGAAUGUUUUGGACGAAUCAGGCGAUAUUUUAGAUCCUCAAACAAUUUUCACUUGUUUGAAAUAUAUUUUAAAUAAAGAUUUAAGCCCAGCCGAACAUCCUGUCGGCAUACUUACUACAGAAAACCGGGAUAAGUGGGCAGAUGAGAGAAGACACUUAAAAAACAUUGGUAAUGCCGAUUUACUCAGGACAAUUGAUGGUGCUAUUUUUAACUUGAUUUUUGAAGAUGAUGAGCCCACUACUGAAUACGCCAAACUAAUACAAAAGUACUUGCAUUCAGAUGGAGUUAACCGGUGGUUUGACAAAUCGUUUUCAAUGAUUGUCUGUAAAAAUGGCAUUGCUGGGUUGAACUUUGAACAUUCAUGGGGAGAUGGAGUUGCCAUUCUUCGGUAUUUUCAAGAUAUAUACAAAGACUCAACGGAAAAACCUAGAGUCCAUCCUGAUGCUCAGUGCAAUAACGUUUCUCCAGAAACGUUAGUUUCUCAAUUAGUGUUCAAACUUGAUGAUAAAUCAAAAAAAGCUAUUUCUGAUGCUAAAAAAAAAUAUAACCAAGUUACUUCCUCGUUGGGAAUUCAGCUACACGAGUGCUUACAUUUUGGAAGGAAUCUCUGCAAAGUACAUAAAAUCAGCCCUGAUUUAGUAAUGCAACUUGCAUUUCAAAUCGCCCAUUACAAGUUAUCAGGAAGGCUUGUUUCUACAUAUGAAUCUUGCAGCACUGCAGCUUUUAAGCAUGGUCGGACAGAAACAAUGAGGCCUUGCACUGUUGAGACUGCAGCAGUAUGCAAAGCAUUCGAAUCCUCUGUAAAACCUGGAAAACUAGAGUUAUUAGAAAUGGUUAAACAAUGUUCUAAAGUGCAUGGGAACUUAAUUAAAGAAGCUGCAAUGGGUCAAGGUUUCGAUCGUCACUUUUUCGCAUUACAUUUGAUCGCCCAAAAAAGAAAAAAGGUUCCUGAUAUGUUUGCAGACCCGCUGUUCUCUGCUUUAAAUCAUUAUGUCCUUUCGACAUCAACCCUUAGCUCAGAUGUUGUUAUGUUGGGAGCCUUUGGACCUGUCGUACAAGAUGGAUAUGGAAUCGGUUAUUCUAUAUGGAAUGAACGAUUGGGAUGUAUAGUGUCAAAUUAUAAAGAAAAUACAGAUGGCCCUGGAUUAAUACGAUGCAUUGAACAAAGCCUAUCAGAAAUUCACAAUAUAUUGAAAUAAGAUUGACACGGAGGAAAUUACUCGUUGGCCUGUUAUGGAUAAUAACGAAUGUCCAAUCGACUAUUCUUCAUUAAAUAAAGUUCAUAUAGUUUUCAUUUUUUUAAUGCAUAAUUAAAUAAAUAUAUUUUUCUAGA